GCAAUUCCGUCUCCGUGUUGUUUCUGUUUUCUUUUGUCCCACAGUGGAAACCGUGAUCUAAACGAUAUAAUUGUAACGUCAGAAACUGGGCCGGGGCAAAGUUUAGGCCAACGAAAUCGAUUUCUCGGGCUAUGCCUGGCCCAGGGUGGGAGGGGGGCGACAAGCAGGCAGCUAUCGGAGCAGAAUGACUCAGUAUGCAGUACCAACUUCUCCAGACUCAGAACAAGAUGCAGUCCUGCCAACAACAACAGUCCUGCCUUCCACAGCUCCCAGUCCCCCCCAGAUUGUUGCGUACCAUCGGCGCUGGUGGAUCGUGGGAACCUUCUGUCUGCUGGGUAUCGCCCAGGGCGCGGUGUGGAACUGUUGGGGGCCCAUCUCAGACUCCGCUAGGCUGGUGUACGGGUGGACAGAUGGGAAGAUCGCCAUGUUAGCAAACUGGGGCUGUAUAGCCUUCAUCCUCUUUGCACCAGGACUGAUGUACAUCAAUGCUGACAGACUACGCUUCUCUGUGGUGUUGACAGCCUUGCUCAUCGCAGUGGGAACAGGACUGAGAUGUAUUCCUGCAUCAGCGGGCAUAGCUACUAUAUUGAUCAAUGCUGGGCAGUUCCUGAAUGGGGUAGCAGGCAUCAUGCUCAUGGCUGCCCCCCCUCUCAUCUCCUCCACAUGGUUCCCUCCAAACCAGCGUACCACUGCUACUGCCAUCAGCUCCAUAUUCAACUACGUGGGAACAUCGGUGGGAUACCUGAUAGGACCACUGUUUGUCUCCCAGCCACAUCUCAUGCCCAACAGCACACUGCACUACAACCAAACUGUAGUGGAGGACAUAUCAGGGCAGAUCAUGAGGCUGAUGUAUGUUGAAUGUGGCUAUUGUACUGCAGUGUUCUUGGCCAUAUUAAUAUACUUCCCGUCCAAGCCCCCCACCCCACCCAGCCUGUCUGCUGCCAUGGAUCGGCUGGACUUUCGAACAGGACUUAAAAAACUCUUCAGACAUGGCCAGUUCUGGCUGGUGUGCCUGGCGUACUGUGUACCUGGAGGAGUGAUCGGAGGGUGGACAGCAGUCUUGGAUGUUAUCCUGUCUCCACACGGGAUCUCACAGAUUGAUGCAGGCUGGCUUGGCUUCUAUGGCAACAUAGCAGGAUGUGGAGUGGGGCUGCUUCUUGGCAGGUUUGCAGACUACUUUGCUGGCCACCUGAGGUUGAUCAUAGUCGUGAUGAUGUGCUGUGCCACAGGGUCGCUGACAUGGUUCACCAUCAUGCUGUUUGGUGCCUUACCUCUUACUCAAGUGAGUCUGUACAUCUCCUUCAUCCUGACCAUGGUGAGUGUGAACGCGAGUAUUCCCCUGUUCCUGGAGCUGGUGAUGGAGACCACAUACCCUAUUGAAGAGGCUGUCAGUGCAGGAGUGAUGACCUGGGGAAACAACCUCUUUGCUCUCAUCUUCCUCCUGGUUCCUCUUCUUCCCAAAGUUGGUGUCACGUGGAUGAACUGGGCAGCUCUUGGAGGUGUGGCAUGCUCCGUACCACUCCUCUGUGUCUUCAGGGAGAACUACAGACGUCUCCAUCUGGACACAGGAGCCGGCUCAGAAGGGAAUGAUGAGACUCAACAUCUUAUCAAUGAUGGCAGCAUUAGUGAAGAUGGAAAAGGUUAAAUACCUGGUGUUGCUGAAUGAUAAAAAAAGUGAAAAUACUCUGGAAAAAUGAUGAACUUAAGCAGUCCUACUGAUCUGUUGAUGAGUCAACGAUAACUAGACAGGCAACAGUUGCAAGCUAAUACAGCACAUUUCACCCAUCUAAGAAUGGCCAAAAAAUCUCAAUAGAAUCAUUUAAAUCUCAUAAAACCAUUUAAAGGCACAUAUCACAAAAAUGGAGAAAAAAGUCCAGCCCACUCUACCCUUGUGCUAAUUCCAUGUCAUUUAGUCUAGAAAUUGCGGAGAUAAAUCGAUUCAAAGAUUUGACAGGAGAAGAAAAAGAAGAUACACCAGGAAAGACAAUUCAUUUCUUCCAUAUCUGUGGUAUGGGUGAAAUUUAAAAAUGAGAAAAAGUAUUAAUUUACAUUUAGUAUUAUUACACCAAAGUUACUAGUGCUGCAGUUUCUCAGGUCCUUUGUUUUAAGAAUGUCUUGUUAUCCUGACAGCACAUAUGGUGUUCCUUGCUGCUACUUUAAAAACAAAAUCUAUUGUAUCGUUUUAAUGAUGGCAUUUUAAAUUCUUUACUUGAUGUUUAUUGUUUACAUGCUGUGAUUGUCAUACAUGUACUAUUCAACGUUAAGGUGAAACUGAGUUUCACAAUGUGUUUCACAAUGUUUGAAAAUUGUGCAAUAUUGACCUCAUCUUGCCAUUUUAUAGAUGGUUUAUGAUAAAGGAGGAAACAUGUCCAAGAAACUAAUAUUUGCUGAUAUAUAGCUGGAUGGAGAUUCAAAAUGGUUUUAAGAUCACCAUCUUCAUGCCUACACAAAGUGGAUGAACAUGCACAUUUGUACAUGAAAUGUUCGUCCUAUUUUAUUCUAGUUGUUCUCAGUGAAAUGUGCAAAUGAGUAAUUUUAGGUUUACAAAAUAGAUCAGCUUUUUGUCAGGCAAACCUAACUUAUUUUGGAGGAAAGUAUAUCCAUUAAGUGUGGCUGAAAAAAUGACAGGCUAUUUUGUCUUUGACCCAUUCAUUUGUAGGCAAGCAUACAUGUAGCAUACGUUCCUGAUAACUGAAAGGUAAUUUUGGCUUUUUUUUCUUCAUAAUGAGUUUCAAUUUGGGUCUGCACUUCUUCUAGGAGUAUAAGGAUGUGUGAACAGACAGAAACUUGGCAGCUUUCUUACAUCAAGUCAAGAAAACAACAAUGAAAGCAUCAAACAGCAAUAACGUAUACAUUACUACAGUCAUUACCAUAUUUUUUUCAUCAGUGAGAUGGUUUUCAAAUACUCCUUUAAUAUUGUUCUGUCAGAAAGCCAGAAAUUUGAUUUGAGGCUAGAUUGGAACUGAAUAAUGUUACAUUUUUGUGGCCUCUCAGGUAACAGCUGCUUUCAGAGGUGGAAUCCCACCCGUGGCAAUAAUUUCUUCCAAACCAUCAACCAAUGCUAAUUGCAUUUUGUGAUAAGUAUUGUGGAAAAAUGAAGAAAUCAAUGAUGUUGCCUUUUAAUUUGAAUCAAAUCAGGUCGUGAAGACAAUUUGCACAUUUCAAUAAGAACAAGCCAUUAUCUUAUGGAGAAGUUUGGAAUCAGUGUCAGACUGCCAUGAAUGUCAUGUCCUGAGAUACUGAUCCAAUGUGGAGAUAGAAAUCAGAAGUUGACACCUGUACAGGAUGGUAUAUUUUACUACUUCAUCUCUUGAGAAUAGGAUUGUUGUGGGCAAAUUGUUAUGAAAAGAAAAUUCUGAAUUUUUAUAGAAUAAAAGGUUUAUUGAGUAUUGACAUGUCAUUGUAAUUUCUAUAGCUGUCAAAUUCGAAAACCACUCACUGGUUACUCAGCAUGAGUGCUACAAACAGUCCACCUUUGACAGUGAUGGCGUGAUCAACUGUCGCUGAUCUACCAUGGUGUUAUACAGUACGUUGUAUG
This is a messenger RNA of Branchiostoma floridae (Florida lancelet), 3538 nucleotides long. Its product is annotated as solute carrier family 49 member 4 homolog. Bases 185 to 1645 code for a protein of 486 amino acids. The record is from RefSeq and is a predicted model, not a curated record. NCBI's taxonomy places the organism in Eukaryota, Metazoa, Chordata, Leptocardii, Amphioxiformes, Branchiostomatidae. Gene Ontology annotation, molecular function: transmembrane transporter activity. Gene Ontology annotation, cellular component: membrane; intracellular membrane-bounded organelle. The transcript is spliced from 11 exons. Gene Ontology annotation, biological process: transmembrane transport.